Messenger RNA from Microplitis mediator, 1231 nucleotides. Its product is annotated as peptidyl-prolyl cis-trans isomerase E. Gene Ontology annotation, cellular component: intracellular membrane-bounded organelle. Bases 199 to 1074 code for a protein of 291 amino acids. Lineage: Eukaryota; Metazoa; Arthropoda; Insecta; Hymenoptera; Braconidae. The transcript is spliced from 4 exons. The record is from RefSeq and is a predicted model, not a curated record. Gene Ontology annotation, molecular function: RNA binding; peptidyl-prolyl cis-trans isomerase activity. Gene Ontology annotation, biological process: protein peptidyl-prolyl isomerization; protein folding.
CUGUCAAUAAUCGCAACCAAGUAAUGUGACGAUAAGUCACUUUCCUAUAUGUUUAUAUUAUAUAUUUUUGUACGGAUACCGGCCUGAACGUUAUUGGUUGAAAAAUAUCACAAAUAAAUUUAAAAAAAACAGUUAUAAUUCAUAAAAAAAAUCAACAAUUACUAUUUUUUAAUAAAUAAAAACACUAUCAAAUUGAAAAUGAAUAAUACUAAAAGGACUAUCUAUGUUGGUGGUUUAGCUGAGGAAGUUGACGAAAAGAUUCUUAAUGCUGCAUUUAUACCAUUUGGUGAAAUAAUUGACAUUCAAAUACCACUUGAUUAUGAAUCUGAAAAACAUCGUGGAUUUGCGUUUAUAGAAUUUGAAUUAGCUGAAGAUGCUUUGGCGGCUAUCGACAAUAUGAAUGAUUCGGAAUUGUUCGGUCGUACAAUACGCGUCAAUAUAGCUAAACCACAACGUAUAAAAGAAGGCUCAUCUAAGCCUGUUUGGGCUGAUGAUGCUUGGUUACAAGAACAUGCUGGUGAAACUCUCAACAAAGAUGACGUCACGAGUAAAAUACCUUCCACAACUGUAAAAGAAAAACGUAAUCCACAGGUUUACUUUGAUAUAAGUGUCGGUAAACAUGAAUUGGGGCGUAUUAUAAUGAUGUUACGUUCAGACAUUGUUCCUAAAACUGCCGAAAAUUUUCGUUGUCUUUGUACUCAUGAAAAAGGUUAUGGUUACCAAGGAAGUAUAUUUCAUCGCAUAAUUUCCGAUUUCAUGUGUCAAGGUGGUGACUUUACAAAUCACGAUGGUACAGGUGGUAAAUCAAUCUACGGUAAUAAAUUUGAUGAUGAAAAUUUCGAAUUAAAACACACGGGACCAGGAAUAUUGUCAAUGGCUAAUUCAGGACCCAAUUCCAAUGGUUCGCAAUUUUUUUUGUGUCUUGCAAAAACUGAUUGGUUGGACAAUAAACACGUUGUCUUUGGACACGUACUCAGUGGACUCGACGUAUUGAAAAAAAUUGAAAAAUUCGGUAGUAAAGCUGGUACAACUUCCCAAAAAGUUGUCAUAACUACAUGUGGUGAAUUAUCGUAGCAGUAAAAAUUAAUUUUUUAUUACGAACAAUUAGUAUAUAAAACAGUAAUCAUCCAACACUUGUCUAUAAAAUAUCUAUUCCUUUGGUAUAUUUUUGUAAAUUAUGUAUGGUUUUUGAAAAAUACAGCUUGAAAGUAUUGCUUGAAUAAUUUAGAAA